Molecule: messenger RNA, 1059 nt
Organism: Exophiala viscosa
Lineage: Eukaryota; Fungi; Ascomycota; Eurotiomycetes; Chaetothyriales; Herpotrichiellaceae
Exons: 1
Coding region: 1-1059 (352 amino acids)
Source: RefSeq, a predicted model, not a curated record
AUGGGGCUGUCUCGAGAUGCGGAGCCAUUGUCGUUGCCGGUCGUGAGCCAGGAAGCAUUCUUGAACAGUGGCAUCGAACAGCAGGGACGACAGAACAACGAUCAAGGUUCCUGCCAUCAACCACUGAAUGAGGGAGGAAGCACUCAUAAAACUCCGAAUACAGAGCUUCUCAGCCUGCCAUUUGAACUCCAACAGAGGAUUCUGGAAUAUGUCUUCGCAAUGCCCUCCCCUGGAAGUUUUCCGCCACGCAGAUCCCCGAUCGCUUAUGGCAAGACGCCAUCUUCUUCCAGGUAUCUGACCACACUUCUUCUCUGCCGCCAGAUUUACACACAGGCUCGCCUGCUGCCGUUUCGGACGAAUCUUGUUAGCUGCCCGGCAACCUUUGGGUCCAACACAACGACAACGAGACGAUUCCUAAAGUCGCUGCGGAGUUUCCAACGAAACGCCAUCAGAAGACUGGAGCUGACCCUUCUGGCGAGCAUGGUAGACACGUGGUCCUUAAUAUCGAUCCUCAGACUGCUAGCCAAUGCCGCUGGCGAAAACGAGCUCCAAGAUACACCGUCGGGUCCAACUCCAGCGCAGGACCAAGAAAGUGCGAGAGAAACUCCCCUGCAAGCUCUCACCAUCAACAUCGGCACCCGAGACCUGUACUUGGCACAGGCAGAAUCUCUGACCGGACUGACGCAUAUGCUGGAUCUAUCAACUUCUGCUCCGACGUAUUUAUCCUGCGCCUCGUGGGUAAUUGAUGGACUGGUGCAUCUGAAAGCCCUUAGAAGAUUGACCAUCGUUGUGGAAAUGAGUGGUGCUGUUGCACAGAGACUGGAGCCGUCAAGAAAAGAUCAAUUCCAGCAAGUCUUGGACAGCUCUUUGCCCUGGGUCUCUGAGAUCAGAGUCGAGUGGAAAGUAGUGGACGACCGAGUGGCGAAGACAGAUGACAAUGACUGGGUCGAUUCUUCGUGGUCCCAUGAGCAGGCGGCAAUGCUGUUCACCCAUGGCGCAUCUCAUGAUGCAUACGACGAAGAUCUUGUCGCGGAGGAGGCUAGAGUAGUAGCUGGCUAA